Molecule: messenger RNA, 627 nt
Organism: Porites lobata
Lineage: Eukaryota; Metazoa; Cnidaria; Anthozoa; Scleractinia; Poritidae
Source: the annotation of a GenBank genome assembly
AUGACUGCUGAUGGUCAGGGAUGGACUCUUAUUGCUCGUUUCUCAAAUAAAGACAGUAAAUACUGGAUGAAGAAUGACGGUUCAUGGUGGUACGACAAGACAGGAGCUGCUGGAGACACAACUGAUCCAUCUAGUAAUACUGACAUGAUCUCUCCAGCAUUCUGGUUGGUCAGCAGCAGAGAGCUCAAGAUCACUCGCAGUGAUGACCCACAACAAACUGCUCUGUUGCAAACCACAGAUGACUGUGUGGGUGGGCAGUCAUUCAGGUCGAAAAUCACAAGCUAUGGUAACUUUAGACACGGAAAAGUCUGGGCAAGCAGUAAGUGUAGGGGGAGAUGCACGAUUCAAUAUGGAGGCCAGUACCGUACAACUUCCGGUUUUUCUCAGGCCAGUUGCAAUGGAAAUAUCCAGAGUGCGAAAAGGAUUGGCUUCUGGUGCGACUGGAGUUCAGGUGAUGGAGCUGUGAUGAUGAUUGGUGGUGGAGGUAGUAGUUGCGCUCGGGCUGAUCACGGUAUUGGAAUAACAGAAGAUGACGCCGCUUCAUUCAAUGAUUAUUAUGAACAAGACUUUGGAAAUUCCGCUUAUAGCAUCACAAAUGGUUACUCCUUAAAUCUGUGGAUACGUUAG